CUAAUCUAAUCUCACCUUUCUUACAAAAACCUAAAACCUUUCUCUUAUUACACAAACCUAAAACUCCCUUAUUUCUGAAAAUGUCGGAAGAGUUCGACGAAUCUGAGAUCAUUUUCUCCGACAAUUACUUCCCAAUUCGUCGGAACGAUGACGUUAUCGAGAAAGAGAACCGUCCCGUUGAGUUCCGAGAAAACUCCGAAAAUAGAAUGAGAAACACAUAUAGGCGGAGUAAAACGACGCCGUUGCCUUCACCGUCGUUUUUCUCGACGUCGCUUCCGGUGAAUAUUCCGGGAAUGAAGUAUUCUGAGGAUGAGGAAUAUUCAGAAGAGGGAGGAAGAAAAAUGAUUCCGCCGCAUCUGAUCGUUGGACGGAGGAUGGAAAGAGGUCAAAUGGCGUUUUCCGUUUGUACAGGUAACGGGAGGACUCUCAAAGGACGAGAUCUGAGACGGGUUCGUAAUUCGGUUCUCAGGUUAACCGGUUUUUUGGAGGUUUGAAUAUGAACCGGUUUUGGAUUUAUUUAAUUUUUCGUCUUCCAAAUUUUUAUUAUUUAGCGGAAGAAAUUCAGUUGUCUGAUAUUGUUUUUAGUUUAAUCACUUGAGUGGAUGUCAAAAGGAAAAUGUCAAAAGAAAAAAGAACAUUUAAUUCCUUGUUUGUUUAGUUAAAUUCUUAGUUUUGAUUUCUCUCAAAUGUAAUAGAAAAACAGAAAAAGUUUCAAGUUACUUCUUUUUGGUCAGUCUCAGAUUAUUUAUGAUAAUAAUGGUUUUAGUUGUGUUUUGC
Messenger RNA from Eruca vesicaria subsp. sativa (arugula), 777 nucleotides. The record is from the annotation of a GenBank genome assembly. NCBI's taxonomy places the organism in Eukaryota, Viridiplantae, Streptophyta, Magnoliopsida, Brassicales, Brassicaceae.